Molecule: messenger RNA, 1300 nt
Organism: Paramecium tetraurelia
Lineage: Eukaryota; Ciliophora; Oligohymenophorea; Peniculida; Parameciidae
Exons: 3
Source: RefSeq, a predicted model, not a curated record
AUGAAAAAUCGAUUCCUACAACUUAAACAAAAACUUAAUAAUUGGAAGUGGAUUGAAUGCCAAGUAACUCUUCAUUCUCAAACUACCUAAUAAGAAUCCUAUCGUCUUCUUGAAACCAACUACAAAAUUAUGUAAGACUGUACAGUAGUUGAGGAAUCACUACAAUUCAAUAUCCAAAUGCAGAAAUCUUUUAAUUUCUCCAAACGAAUUGGAUGGAAUUGGCACAAAAGUUGGAAACUCCCAGAGAUCAUCGUUAAACCCAUCCUAAAUAGCUACAAAUUAUAUACGAAAGGUCUCAGAUGUAGAUUAAUUUGUGGCUAUGUCGAGGAUGUAUCUACAAUUAAACAAGUUGACUUGGAAGGCAACACAGAAAAACUCUAUAACGAUGAAAUCCAAGGUUUUUAAUUCGAAAACAUCAAGUUCAGUUCAACUUCAUACAAGCUGGAGGGUGUCCAUUUUCAUGUCAUUAUUGAGAUCUACAGAAGGGAUGAUAUCUUCGAAAGCGAGUUAACCAUUAAAUCAGUGAUCUCUCCUCCAAUAUUUGUUGACUCCAGAAAGGCUGCCAGAAAUACCAAGAGGUUCGAUUACUAGAAAAUAAUGUCGCUUAUCCAACCUUUUCAUCCUUUCUCUCUCAAGAAAUAACUUAUCGUUCGAUCCGAUAAGUCAAAAAUACUAAAAAUUGAAGACACUCUUGAAGGACUUAACAAUUAUUUGAUGGCCCAGAAUAUCAGGAAUAAGUGCAGGCAUCCCUACUUUCUAACUUUAAAAUUUAGAUCAGUCUUCGAUCUCUAUUAUAAUUCCAAUCUAUACUCUACACAAUUGAGUUUGGAACAAUUGCUUGUUAAGAUUUAACAAUGUUUAGUCGAUAGUUUAAAUUCAAAUUAGAAUCAGUAAGUCUUGUUGUUAAGGAUGAAAUAUACAAAUUAUAGUGAACUUGAUAUGGGAUUCUUUAGUAAUAAUUUGAGUCAAUUAUAAAAUAAUGUAAUUCAAGUUGUUGCUGGUUCUUAAAUUGACAAACAUUGGGUGAAAAUUAAUUCAAAUGAGUUGAAUACUAUCUAUACAGAAAAGUACUCCAUUUUUCCAAGAGUCUCCAAUUCAGAUUAAGUGUAAAUGAAACAAUAUUUUGAUAUCUCCUCUGAUGAAAGUGACUCCGAAGUUUGUUGUUAAAAUGAUGAAUAAAUUGAAUUGGGAAAGUAAUAAAAUUUACAGGAAUUUUAUGAAACAAAAAUUGAAAUUCAAAAAAAGAAAGUUUGUCUAUGAAUUAAGAUAAAUUACAUUUUUUUAAUCAUAAAUUAAGUUC